AUGUUUUAUGCAUCUACUUUAAUUCCCAAACCAUUCAUUCUAAGUGUGUCUAGAUAUCGGUUGCCGUUGAGGUAUGCUGGUGAUUGCUCUAUAAAUAGUCCCCAAUUUCCUGUUUUAUCAUUUCAAUUGUUUCAGAGUAAUCAAGCAAAAGCAACAAUGUCUGCUACUCACGAAACAUCCAUUUCACCCACCGUUUUCAAUAACGAAAAAGCUAUGGUCGAGAUUUUUCCAGAUGCUAAAAGUGAUAAAGUUAGUGUAUCCCAUGACUCCACCGAUUCUCUCGAAUUAGGUGCCGAUGUUGAUGUUGACCAGGAAUUCGAAAAAUAUGUUCAAAUGGGCCAAGACCUCAAACAACAAGGAGGUGCCAAAACUUUCUUAACCAAUCUCAAGAACUUGGAAUUCCCAGUCACUUUCAAGAACAGAAACAAUAUGGUUAGAUUCUUAGGGAUUUUUACAUCUUUUGCUGGUAUUUUAUCGGGUGUUGAUCAAUCGAUUAUUUCCGGUGCUUCUAUUGGUAUGAACAAGGCACUUCAGUUGACUUCUCAUGAAAAUUCAUUGGUUUCUAGUUUGAUGCCCCUUGGUGCUGUUGGUGGAUCGAUCUUAAUGACUCCAUUGAGUGAAUAUUUCGGAAGAAAGAGAGCCAUUGUGAUUUCUUGUAUUUUGUAUACCAUUGGUGCUGUUAUUUGUUGUUCUGCUAUGAAUCAUCAUGUGAUGUAUGCUGGUAGAUUUAUUCUUGGGUUAGGUGUUGGUAUUGAAGGUGGGUCAAUUGGGGUAUAUAUUGCUGAAUGUGUUCCACCUGAUCAAAGAGGGAAUUUGGUUUCCCUUUAUCAAUUCUUUAUUGCCUUUGGUGAAGUUUUAGGGUUUGCUAUCGCGGCUAUGUUUUAUGAUGUAACUGGUGGUUGGAGAUUUAUGAUUGGAUCAUCAUUAGUUUUUUCAACUAUUUUACUUAUUGGUAUUUUAUUCCUUCCUGAAUCCCCACGUUAUUUGGUGUUUAAAGAAAAGUAUGCACAAGCCAUCAAUGUUUAUGAAAGAUUAAGACAUAUUGAAGAACGUAAAUCAAGAGUCGAAUUCUUACAAAUGGUUCAAAAUGCUCAAGCUGAAAGAGAUCUUCGUGCUAUUCAAAGUAGAAUUCAAGUUUGGCUUGAAUUAUUCACUAUUCCAAGAAAUCGUCGUGCUUUAUUAUACGCGGUUGUUAUGGUUUCCUUAGGUCAAUUAACUGGUAUCAACGCGGUUAUGUAUUACUUAUCUACUAUGAUGGCAAAUAUCGGGUUUGACGAAAAGAAUGCUGUUUUCAUGUCGUUGGUAGGUGGUGUUGCGUUAUGGUUGGGAACAAUUCCUGCUAUCUUGUAUAUGGACAGAUUUGGUCGUAGAGUCUGGGGGAUGAAUCUUGUUGGGUUCUUUGUUGGUCUUGUUCUUGUUGGUGGAGGUUAUAUGAUCGAUCUUAAAGCGCAUCCAGCAGCAGCUGAAGGUGUCUAUCUUACUGGUUAUACAAUCGAUCUUAAAACCAAUCCAUCGGCUGCUGAAGGUGUCUAUCUUACUGGUCUUAUCUUAUAUAUGGGAUUCUUUGGUGCUUAUGCAUGUUUGACUUGGGUGUUACCUGCUGAAUCCUUUUCGAUUGGUACUCGAUCCAUUGGUAUGACUAUUUGUUCAUCAUUCUUGUAUUUAUGGGCUUUUACUGUCACUUAUAAUUUCAACAGUAUGAAAGAAGCAAUGACUUAUCCUGGUUUAUCAAUUGGAUUCUAUGGAGGUAUUGCAUUCCUUGGUUUCUUUUACCAAAUCUUCUUUAUGCCUGAAACGAAGGGAAAGACUUUGGAAGAAAUUGAUGAAAUUUUUGAAAAGCCAUCAAUGGAACUUGCAAGAGAGAAUAUGAGAAAUAUGAAGAGAUUUUGGAUGAAGAAUUAG
Molecule: messenger RNA, 1902 nt
Organism: Hemisphaericaspora subhashii
Lineage: Eukaryota; Fungi; Ascomycota; Pichiomycetes; Serinales; Debaryomycetaceae
Product: sugar porter family MFS transporter
Exons: 3
Coding region: 1-1902 (633 amino acids)
Biological process (GO): transmembrane transport
Cellular component (GO): membrane
Molecular function (GO): myo-inositol:proton symporter activity
Source: RefSeq, a predicted model, not a curated record